Messenger RNA from Gastrolobium bilobum, 1029 nucleotides. RefSeq lists its product as uncharacterized. Gene Ontology annotation, molecular function: nucleic acid binding. The coding region runs from base 1 to 1029 and encodes 342 amino acids. The transcript is spliced from 2 exons. Lineage: Eukaryota; Viridiplantae; Streptophyta; Magnoliopsida; Fabales; Fabaceae. Gene Ontology annotation, biological process: DNA integration. The record is from RefSeq and is a predicted model, not a curated record.
AUGCCAUUGAACAAUAUACUGGAGGUGGAAAUCUUUGAUGUUUGGGGUAUGGAUUUCAUGGGACCCUUUCCCUCUUCCUACUCAAAUAAGUAUAUCCUGGUGGCAGUGGAUUAUGUGUCAAAAUGGGUUGAAGCCAUAGCCACACAAACUAUUGACUCUCGGGUUGUGAUCGCCUUUCUGAAAAAGAAUAUCUUUGUGCGAUUUGGAGUCCUGAGAGCCAUAAUCAGUGAUGGGGGAACACAUUUUGACAACCGGUGGGUAGACGUUGUCCUUGCAAAAUAUGGAGUGAGGCAUAAGAUAAGUACCUCGUACCACCCACAGACUUGUGGUCAGGUUGAGAUUUCUAACUGGGAACUUAAACGUAUACUGGAAAAGACUGUUGGAAAUGCUAGGACUCAAUGGUCCAAGAAACUUGAUGACACUUUGUGGGCAUACCGUACAACAUUCAAGACUCCUAUUGGAAUGUCUCCAUUCCAGUUGUUAUUUGGGAAAGCAUGUCAUUUACCAGUGGGAUUGGAACAUAGAGCAUUGUGCGCUGUUAAGUUUUUAAACUUCGAUUCAAAAGCAGCAGGUGAGAAAAGGCUGCUUCAAUUGGAUGAACUGGAUGAAUUCCGUCUUUCUGCAUAUGAAAGUGCAGGCUUAUAUAAGGAAAAGACCAAGCUAUGGCAUGACAGGAAGAUCACAUAUAGGGAUUUCAAGGUGAGCAAUCAAGUUCUGCUGUUCAAUUCCAGGUUGAAGCUGUUCCCAGGAAAGUUAAAGUUCAGAUGGUCUGGAUCAUUUGUGGUGAAGGAUAUGAAGACUAUGUCUUCACCACUACCAAAGAAAACCGGCAAAAAGAGGUCCCAGGUGAUUAAGGCAACUGAGCCUACACCUCCACCUACCUUUGAUGAAAGAUUAUGGAGGAGUGCUGCUCAUGAGACGCGGUUUAAUGACAAGACAUCAUCCAGGCCCUUUGUUCGGGAGAGGAAAUUUGUACUGGACAAGGAUGAGUACCCAGAAUUCCAAUCCCAGCUGAUUAAGAGGGAAUGA